Messenger RNA from Protopterus annectens (West African lungfish), 1428 nucleotides. RefSeq names its product serine incorporator 4 (gene SERINC4). Lineage: Eukaryota; Metazoa; Chordata; Ceratodontiformes; Protopteridae. The record is from RefSeq and is a predicted model, not a curated record. The coding region runs from base 88 to 1428 and encodes 446 amino acids. Gene Ontology annotation, cellular component: membrane. The transcript has 11 exons.
CAGAUCUGCUGCUGUUGUGGUCCUUCUCCAUGCUCUCUCUGCUGCUUUUUCUGCCCAGCCAUAAGAGUAUCGACUGGGACUCGGCUGAUGUAUACUCUGUUUCAUAUCAUUGCCUCGGUACUCUGCUGCGUCAUGCUUUCCCGCACUGUCUCUGAAGCUGUCAAGGAAAAUGUGCCAUUCUAUGGUGUAAUCUGUGAGCACCUGCAAGGGAAGCUGGACUGUGAUGUCUUGGUCGGUUAUUCAGCAGUAUAUCGGGUAUGCUUUGGCAUGGCCUGCUUUUUCUUUCUUCAGGGCUGCUUCCUUAUCAGCAUUAAAUCCAGUCAGGACUUCCGUGCUCUCAUCCACAAUGGGUUUUGGUUACUCAAGCUCCUGACUCUAAUUGGAAUGUGUGCAGCAGCUUUUUUCUUUCCAGAUGAAACCUUCAUCCAUGUUUGGCACUACAUUGGUGUGGUAGGAGGCUUUACCUUCAUCCUAAUUCAGUUGGUACUGAUUACAGCAUUUGCUCACACCUGGAACAAGAACUGGUUAACAGGAGCUGCUAAGGACAAACGCUGGUACUUAGCUGUGGUGACGACUACACUUGUGUUUUAUGGAAUUGCCUCAUCAGCUCUGUCUUUCAUGUACAAAUACUACACUCAUCCUGCUGGCUGUAUGUACAACAAGGUCCUCCUCUUUAUCAAUGGCAGCCUAUGUGUGGUGAUGUCAUCUAUCUCACUUACUCCCUGUGUACGACAGAAUGCGCACCGAUCGGGCUUACUGCAGUCAUCUAUCAUCAGUUGCUACAUAAUGUAUCUGACAUUCUCUGCUCUCUCUAGUCGUCCACCAGAGAGAGUGGAAUACAAAGGGCAGAACCUGACAGUGUGCUUCCCCAGCAUAGGCAAGGAUGGACUGCAGACAGAGGAUACAACAGUGGCUAUAAUAGGUGCCAGCAUCAUGUACUGCUGUGUUCUGCUGGCAUGCAAUGAGGCCUCUUACCUUGCUGAAAUGUUUGGUCCUUUGUGGAUGAUCAGAGUCUAUGGAUAUGAGUUUAAGAAAGCCUCUUGCUGUUUUUGCUGCCCAGAAGAAGAAUAUGAAGAUCCUGUUUACGAGAUGGACAGCAAUGCCAAAGGAGGACAAAUGGUAAUCCAUAAUGAACAGCAACAUGUUGCUUACAGCUACUCCUACUUCCACUUUGUGUUCUUCCUUGCCUCCCUUUACGUCAUGAUGACCCUCACAAAUUGGUUUAGUUAUAAGAAUGCCAUCUUGGAAACCACCUUUACCCACGGCAGCUGGUCGACUUUUUGGGUGAAAGUUGCAUCAUGCUGGGCAUGUGUCCUUCUUUAUUUAUUAAUCCUCCUUCUGCCUUCUUGCUUGUCUUCAGAAUCAGAUCAUCGCCGGUCACGUGUAAUCAGAAGGCACCCUCUGCAGAGAGGCUGCAGCCCUGGGUAG